CCCGCUUUUCCAUCUUCCUUCCCGCUGUUUAUACUUCGCCAGGCCAACCUUCGAAGACCUUUGAAUUUUUCUCCCUAUUUUUUCCCUUCAAAUAAUUACAAAAAAUCAUUUUUUAAUUAUUUUUUAAUUCAAAAAAUCAGCAUAAAAUGGAGCUCUAGAAAUCCCCAAACCCUAACCCUAGUUUUUCAAUCCUUCCCAUGCUGUUAUGGGAGCUCUCUUCUCUUGUUUCUCACCUUCUUCACCUCCGCCGCCUCAGCGCCGCCGUUCGGUCGCCGGCGGGAGGCGGCAGGCAUCGCCUCCGCCUGCUGGAUCGAGUGGGAGAUGGACGAGGAUGAGGUCGGGGAGGAAGGAGGAUCCUGGGCUGUUGACGCAUGAACAGGCUCUUGCCGCGGCGGCGAUUCUUAUUCAGCAUCAUAGAGAGAAUGGUGGCGUCGCUGAGCCGACGAUCCCCUUUGAUCGGUCUACUUCGACGAGGUACCCGGCGAGUAAGAAGAAGGACGCGUUGCCGAGGAGCUCGAGUACUCGGCCAAGGUCUCUUGCUGAUCCGUUGCUGCAACCCCAGCAACUUGUUAAUCAGGAUGUAAAAAUUGAGGAUUUAGAAACAAAUCGAUUUGUUCUUGUACAUGGAGGUGGAUUUGGUGCUUGGUGUUGGUAUAAAACCAUAGCACUUCUUGAAGACAGUGGAUUCAAAGUCUUCGCUGUGGACUUGACGGGUUCUGGAAUUCAUUCUUUCGACACAAAUAACAUCACAAGCCUUCCUCAAUAUGUCAAGCCACUUAUUGAUUUCCUUGAAAAGCUCUCAGACAAUGAAAAGGUGAUCUUGGUCGGGCAUGAUUUCGGUGGUGCAUGCAUAUCAUAUGCGAUGGAGGCCUUCCCAUCGAAGAUAGCAAAAGCUGUUUUUGUCUCUGCAGCUAUGCUGCAGAAUUCCCAGAACACUUUGGAUAUGUUUUCCCAACAGGCUGAUGCAGACACACUGAUGCGACAAGCCCAGAUCUUUUUGUAUGCGAACGGAAACGAUCAUCCCCCAACUGCUAUUGAUCUUAGCAAGGAGUUGCUGAAGGAUUUAUUGUUUAAUCAAAGCCCUGUCAAGGAUAUUGCUUUGGCCUCGGUUUCUAUGAGAUCCAUCCCUUUUGCACCAGUUCUGGAGAAGCUCUCACUUACUGAGAAGAACUAUGGUUCAGUUCGGAGAUUCUUCAUAGAGACAACCGAAGACAAUGCGAUCCCGCUUUCUCUUCAAGAAACCAUGUGCAGAUCCAAUCCACCGGAAAAAGUCUUCCGGUUAAAAGGCUCUGAUCAUUCACCAUUCUUUUCCAAGCCACAAGCUUUGCACAAGUUCUUGGUGGAGAUAGCAAAGAUCCCCCAAACCCUAAACACACAUUGAUCUCACUUAGUACUAUAUUACUGUUACGGUUCAUUCUUUCGUUACCCGAAGCUGUAAAUUCAUGAACAUGUGGUGUCUUUGUAGACGAAUGACCACAGUAUAAUUUUUUCGACAUAACCUGUAAUAUGUUUUUCUGGAGCUGUAUUUCUUGAAAGCAUUGUUUAAAAGAAACAUACCGGUAUCUGUGAUUGUUGAAACAAUGAGGGAUUGUGAAUACAAGUUUGUCAAUAACCUGUAAUUG
This is a messenger RNA of Dioscorea cayenensis subsp. rotundata (Guinea yam), 1622 nucleotides long. Its product is annotated as putative methylesterase 11, chloroplastic. The record is from RefSeq and is a predicted model, not a curated record. Gene Ontology annotation, molecular function: methyl indole-3-acetate esterase activity; methyl jasmonate esterase activity. Bases 206 to 1381 code for a protein of 391 amino acids. The transcript is spliced from 5 exons. NCBI's taxonomy places the organism in Eukaryota, Viridiplantae, Streptophyta, Magnoliopsida, Dioscoreales, Dioscoreaceae.